Sphenostylis stenocarpa is the source of this 333-nucleotide messenger RNA. NCBI's taxonomy places the organism in Eukaryota, Viridiplantae, Streptophyta, Magnoliopsida, Fabales, Fabaceae. The record is from the annotation of a GenBank genome assembly.
AUGGAGAAAGUAAAGUAUAAGCGUUCCUCGUUCUCUUAUUGUAUCUCUCUCUUCCAUUUGGUUCUCUCGCUCGAUAGAUCUCAAGCUUCAGUCAUGUCAGGCAAGUAUAUCGUGUCUGCUGUUCUUGGAUCAUUUGGGAUUGCAUGGGUUUGUGAUUAUUAUAUUUCUGACAAAAAGAUUUUUGGAGGUUCUACCCCUGGCACUAUUACAAACAAAGAGUGGGCGGAAGAGACUGACAAAAAAUUGCAGGCGUGGCCUCGUACUGCUGGUCCACCAGUGGUUAUGAAUCCCAUAAGUCGGCAAAAUUUCAUUGUGAAGUCUCAGUCAGAGUGA